AUGUUUAUAUCUAUAUCACCGAGAAUAUCACUAGUUGACGUAACAACAGAAACGCUACCUUUACUCAUAGAACUACAUAAACUGGUAUUUCCUGUUAGUUAUGGUGCCAAGUUCUUUCAGUUUGUGCUUAAUUCAGGAGACUUGGCUAAACUAGUUUACUAUGAUAAUCAGUGUGCUGGAGCCAUAUGCUGUAGACUAGAAAAAACGAGGCCAGAUGACUAUUCGGCACGAAUGUACAUGAUGACACUCGGUGUACUAAAACACUAUAGAAACUUGGGACUGGGAAGCAUCCUUAUAGAAUACAUCAUGUCCGUGGCUAGUAGAAUAACAUAUCCAUUGGUCACCUCUGUCUAUUUACAUGUUCAAGUUGUCAACGAAAAGGCCAUUCGAUUUUAUUUACGUAACGGAUUUCAGAUAGAAGCCAUAGCUCACGAUUAUUACAAGUUGAAUGAAAAUAGAGAUGCCUAUAUCUUGUCUCGGCCUGUGAUCCAUUAUAAGUAA
Rhizopus microsporus ATCC 52813 is the source of this 501-nucleotide messenger RNA. Its product is annotated as acyl-CoA N-acyltransferase. Gene Ontology annotation, biological process: mitotic sister chromatid cohesion. Lineage: Eukaryota; Fungi; Mucoromycota; Mucoromycetes; Mucorales; Rhizopodaceae. The transcript has 3 exons. The record is from RefSeq and is a predicted model, not a curated record. Bases 1 to 501 code for a protein of 166 amino acids. Gene Ontology annotation, cellular component: NatA complex. Gene Ontology annotation, molecular function: acyltransferase activity, transferring groups other than amino-acyl groups.